UUUGUUAGUGCUUUAGUGGUCACUCGAUAUCCUCUGUCAACACGGGACCGACUGCUUCUGUCAUCAUGGACUGGGUGAUAGUCUUUAUUUGCCUCGUUGGAGCGGCGAGUUGUCAGACAAUCGAUACCAAGGUCGGUGGUCAAGAAAAGAGCAUCAUUGAAUGGAUCAACGGCUGGUUAGGCGGAUCCUCGACCACGCACAGGCCUAUAAUUAGUCAUCCGCCAAAGGACUGCCCUACUUGUCAGUGUGGUAUCGCCAGAACUCGACGACGAAUUGUGGGUGGUAAUGAAACUAAAAAGUUGGAGAUGCCGUGGAUCGUUGCGCUGCUAUACAACGGUAGAUUCUAUUGUGGUGGUUCGAUAAUCAACGAUUUGUACAUUCUCACCGCUGCGCAUUGUACUUCUGGAUUCCGUAAAGAGAAAAUGACUGUGCGUUUCUUGGAACAUGAUCGUUCAAUUGUUAAUGACACUCCAAUAAUUGACAGAAAAGUUUCAGCCAUAAUUCGUCAUGAGCGAUACAAUCCCAGUACUUAUGACAGCGAUAUUGCUUUACUAAAAUUGAAAAAAAGGGUCGACCUCAGCACAGUUCUUAAAAGUGCUCGUGUUGAUAAAGAAGAUGAUGAAAAUAAAGAUGUGGGAAUCCGACCCGUAUGUCUACCAGAAGCUGGAAACACAUACAGCAAUUAUACUGGCUUAGUGGCUGGUUGGGGUACUACUGAAGAAGGUGGCAGUGUCUCUAACACACUUCAAGAGGUACGUGUACCCAUAAUAUCGAACGAAGAGUGUCGCAUGUCGGCAUAUAAGGACCGUAUUACGGAAAACAUGUUGUGCGCGGGCUUGGAGGAAGGCGGGCGCGAUGCGUGCCAGGGAGACUCGGGUGGCCCGCUACACGUGAUCAACGCGACCGAGAAGUAUGAAAUCGUUGGUGUUGUCUCUUGGGGUGAAGGAUGUGCUCGGCCCAACAGGCCUGGAGUAUACACCAGAGUCAACCGUUUCCUCACAUGGAUAAAAAGCAAUACGCGUGAUGCCUGCUAUUGCCCAUAGACUUAUUUUAUAUUAUUAUUUAUACUUAUUUAUUGCUCAAUAAAUCUCUCUAUAAGGAGUAA
Messenger RNA from Melitaea cinxia (Glanville fritillary), 1105 nucleotides. RefSeq names its product trypsin-1-like (gene P37k). Bases 66 to 1043 code for a protein of 325 amino acids. Gene Ontology annotation, biological process: proteolysis. The record is from RefSeq and is a predicted model, not a curated record. Gene Ontology annotation, molecular function: serine-type endopeptidase activity. The transcript has 7 exons. NCBI's taxonomy places the organism in Eukaryota, Metazoa, Arthropoda, Insecta, Lepidoptera, Nymphalidae.